This is a messenger RNA of Aegilops tauschii subsp. strangulata, 1338 nucleotides long. RefSeq lists its product as uncharacterized. Lineage: Eukaryota; Viridiplantae; Streptophyta; Magnoliopsida; Poales; Poaceae. The record is from RefSeq and is a predicted model, not a curated record.
CCCCCCCCCCCCCCCCCGUGAUCCGCCCGUGGGAUCUCCCGCCCGCCCGCCAGGAUCAAGCCGCGGCCCAGGAUAGCCAUGGGGAUCCCUCGCUGAUCGCGGCGCGUAGGCAGGCGGGCACCGUCGGAGGAGGAGGAGGGAGGAGGGAGGGGGCAGCGCCCGCGCGCCGCAUGGAGCAGAAUGGUGGCUCCUUCCUCGCCGUGCGCCGGCUCUCCGGCCACCACCACCCAUCGCCGGCGGACGUCGUGUCGGGGUCGACGGCGUGGAUCGGGAGGGGAUUCUCCUGCGUCUGCGUGCAGAGGAGGGACAGCGACGCGCGCAUUUCCUUCGAUCUGACCCCCAUUCAGGAAGAGUGCCUACAAAGAUUACAGAACCGGAUUGAGGUGCCUUAUGAUAGUCAAAAUGGAGAGCAUCAGGAAGCACUCAAAGCCCUCUGGCAUGCUUCUUUUCCUGGGACUGAACUUCUAGGACUAGUAUCAGAUCAAUGGAAGGAGAUGGGAUGGCAAGGGAAAGAUCCAUCCACAGAUUUCAGGGGUGGUGGCUUUAUCUCUUUGGAGAAUUUACUUUACUUCGCUAAGAACUAUCCAAAAUCCUUCGAGGAGCUCCUUUGUAAGCAAAAUGGUGACAGAGCAUUAUGGGAAUAUCCAUUUGCUGUAGCUGGAGUAAAUAUUACAUUUAUGCUCAUUCAGAUGCUUGAUCUUCAAGCAGCUAAGCCAAGGUCUUUGAUUGGAGCAGUGUUCCUAAAUUUACUUAUAGAAAACGAUCGAGCUUUUGAUAUUCUUUACUGCAUAACCUUUAAGCUGAUGGAUCGGAAAUGGCUUGAAAUGCACGCCACAUAUAUGGAUUUCAAUACUGUUAUUAAAUCCACACGCCGCCAGCUUGAGAGAGAGCUAUUACUUGAAGAUAUUCAGCAAAUUGAGGACAUGCCGUCAUACAGUUUUCUCGCCCGUUAGCAACUGAAGUCUUGCCUAACAUCGCCACGUGUAGUAAAGUUCUUGACACAUGCUUCUAAAGAGUGGAAUGUAGGAAUCAGGGACUCGUGCUUGUGUGGUUUUUGCUACCGUGCUUAGGUACUCUGAUAUCCUGAGCGCAUGUUUGGGUCUUCUUGGAUCUGACCUCUAGAGUAACUGGCUACCUGAACAGCAGUUGGGCCAUGCUAGUGCCGGUAGGAUGUACUUUCGGAAACAAUUUGUCCUGGCGCGGAGUCUUCGUGCUAGGAAAUACGUAGUAAGUUCUGAAACUCCUCAGUACUCAAGACAGCUUUGUAGCCAAGUUCAUAAAUGAUAUUGGUGCACUCUUGUUUUGCACUAAACACACACGUUUUGUGUGAUUUAUCCA